Messenger RNA from Kluyveromyces marxianus DMKU3-1042, 1560 nucleotides. It is a transcript of the gene HTS1, whose product is annotated as histidine--tRNA ligase. NCBI's taxonomy places the organism in Eukaryota, Fungi, Ascomycota, Saccharomycetes, Saccharomycetales, Saccharomycetaceae. Gene Ontology annotation, cellular component: cytoplasm; mitochondrion. Bases 1 to 1560 code for a protein of 519 amino acids. Gene Ontology annotation, molecular function: histidine-tRNA ligase activity; ATP binding. Gene Ontology annotation, biological process: histidyl-tRNA aminoacylation; mitochondrial translation. The transcript has a single exon. The record is from RefSeq and is a predicted model, not a curated record.
AUGUCUACUCCAUCUGAAGCAGUUCCAACUCCAAAGUCAGCUCCAAAGUCUGGUAAGCUGCAGUUUACUUUGAAGACCCCCAAGGGUACCAAAGACUGGGCCGAAAAGGAUAUGGUUAUCAGAGAAGCCAUUUUCGGUCAAUUGUCUUCGUUGUUUAAGAGACACGGUGGUAUUACGCUAGAUACUCCUGUCUUUGAGCUUCGUGAAAUUUUGGCUGGUAAAUAUGGUGAAGACUCCAAAUUGAUCUACAACUUGGAGGAUCAAGGUGGUGAGUUGUGCUCCUUGCGUUACGAUUUGACUGUUCCAUUUGCAAGAUACGUUGCGAUGAACAAUGUCCAAUCCAUCAAGAGAUACCACAUUGCUAAGGUUUACAGAAGAGAUCAACCAGCCAUGACCAAGGGUCGUAUGAGAGAGUUCUAUCAAUGUGAUUUCGAUAUCGCUGGUACUUAUGAGUCCAUGGUUCCAGAUGCUGAAGUUUUGUCUAUCUUAGUGGAAGGGUUGACUUCGUUGGGUAUCAAGGACUUCAAGAUCAAGUUGAACCACAGAAAGAUUCUAGACGGUAUCUUCCAGAUUGCCGGUGUCAAGGACGAAGAUGUUAGAAAAAUCUCUUCUGCCGUUGACAAGUUGGACAAGUCUCCAUGGGAAGUUGUUAAGAAGGAAAUCACCGUCGAAAAGGGUCAGACUGAAGAAACUGCUAACCUAAUUGGUGAAUAUGUCAAGUUGAAUGGCUCUUUGCAAGAAGUUCACAACACUUUGUCCAACGACGCUGCUAUCCAAGGUAACGAGAAAGCCAUGGAAGGUUUGAAAGAGAUUGAAACUUUGAUCGGUUACGUUAAUGCUUUCGGUAUUCAAAACUACAUCUCUUUCGAUUUGUCCUUGGCCAGAGGUUUGGAUUACUAUACCGGUCUAAUCUACGAAGCUGUCACCGCCGCUUCUGCCCCACCAAAAAACGCUUCUGAAUUGAAAGAAAAGUCAAAGAAGCAAAAGAAGGAUGACGAUGAUGCUUCCGAGUACGUAGGUGUUGGUUCUAUUGCUGCUGGUGGUCGUUACGACAAUUUGGUUAACAUGUUUGCCGAAGCUUCUGGUAAAAAAUCAACUUCGAUUCCUUGUGUUGGUGUGUCGUUCGGUGUGGAGAGAUUAUUCUCUUUGAUCAAACAACGUGUCGAACAAAGUGAUAAGGUUAGACCAACAGCCACUCAAGUGUUUGUCAUGGCAUUUGGUGGUGGUAAGGACUGGACCGGUUACUUGCCAGAAAGAAUGAAGGUUGCCAAAACUUUAUGGGAAAAUGGUAUCGAAGCUGAAUACGUUUACAAGUCCAAGGCUAAUCCAAGAAAACAAUUUGACGCAGCAGAGAAGUCUGGUUGUCCUAUCGCAGUGAUUCUUGGUAAAGAAGAAUACCUAGAAAACAAACUUCGUAUCAAGAGAUUGGGUCCUGAAUUUGCUGAUGAUGAUGGUGAACUUGUGGAUGCUGCAAACUUGAUUCCAGCAGUGAAGGAGAAACUCGCCCAAGUUCACGAGAAUGGAGUUGAUGAAAUCACCCGUUUAAUCAAGGAUUUGUAA